This is a messenger RNA of Plasmopara halstedii, 717 nucleotides long. Its product is annotated as FOG: Transposon-encoded proteins with TYA, reverse transcriptase, integrase domains in various combinations. Bases 1 to 717 code for a protein of 238 amino acids. Gene Ontology annotation, molecular function: nucleic acid binding. Gene Ontology annotation, biological process: DNA integration. The record is from RefSeq and is a predicted model, not a curated record. Lineage: Eukaryota; Oomycota; Peronosporomycetes; Peronosporales; Peronosporaceae. The transcript is spliced from 2 exons.
AUGGAUCUUGCAUUCUGGAAGAAGCAACCUAUAUUGAUAACAGUUAACAUCAACAGCCGCAUUGGAUACGCUAAAUUAUUGAAAAACAAACAAGCAGCUACGGUUAAAAACGCUAUUGAUCAAUUCAUUACAGAGCAUAAAGUGUCGGCUUUGAUGUCGGAUAAUGGAUAUGAAUUCACAAAUAAUGUAAUUGAAAGGUUCUUUGAUAAAAAUUCAAUUACCCAUGCUAAUUCUAUUCCAGGAGAUCAUACAGUGCUUGGAAAAAUAGAUCGUUUUAUCAGAACAAUAAAGGCAAGACUAACAAAGAUGCAGGAUACUAUGGGAUUUAAGAAGCUUACACAAAAACGUCUGAAUGAGGCUAUCUCUAACUACAACGAUACCACUCAUUCAUCCAUAAAAGCUACACCAAAUGAAAUGGAAGGGAGGGUUAUUUUUGACGAAAUUGAACACAAUAAACGAGUGGUUAAGCAACUACAAAAAGGCAUUCCAACUGGUUCUAUUGUACGUUAUCGUUUGAAUCCGAAGCCAUUUGAAAAAGAAGAUGGAUUAAAGAUGCGUAUUAAAUCAAAGAAUAAUCAUGUCCUAUACAAACCAGUUAAUGACUUGAAAAUUGUAAAAGCAGAGAAAACUGAUGCACCAAUAGAGAACAAUGCUGUGUUUGAAGUGGACAAGAUCCUGGAUCACAAGAAGCAAUGCACGGCAAGCACAAAUAUCUAG